AUUCUUGACUUGCUGUGUGGAAAGGAAAUCGGGAAUAUCGAGGGAAUCAACCGAAGAUCGGACGGACUUUGCGACGCGACAAUGAAUUCAUAUCAGACGCCCCAGCCGGCUCUAUCGGGCUUUCUCGACUCAAUGUUACAGGACUCAGGUUCCUCUGCAUAUUCCUUGUUUGGUCCGACUGAGUAUCCCGAGAGCGUUGCGUUCUGGCACGAUCCCUCUGCGGCACCGACGAUGAUAGUGCCACCUCCAUAUACACAUGCCCAGAACCAAGCAUCUCUGCUCCAACCCCUCUCGGAGCAUAAGAAACAUAAACGUACCAGAAGUGGCUGCUUUACCUGCCGUUCGCGACGGAUCAAAUGUGACGAGAACCGUCCAACCUGUGAACGAUGUAGGAAAGGAAGGCGCGAUUGUGUUUACCCCUCGCCUACCGCACCCUCCUCCUCGUCCUCCUCGUCCCAUAAAUCUAGUGCACGGACUACGCCCAAGCCGCGCACUGGCUGUCCACCGGCUCACAGCGCUGAUUCCUCUGGAAAGGUCGAGACGGAUGCUAUCAGUCCCUUGCAGCCAAUUGUCGACGAAGAGGAACCCGACAGUUUUGCACCCGAAUCACGACCGUCGCCUACAAGUGCCACGAUCUCACCACAAUCAGACCUGCAUAGGCGGCAGAGCACACCAUCUCUUCAGAAGUACAAUGCAAGUCAGACAUCCGAAGCUGGUUCGUUUAUCAAAGACAACAGUAGUUCACCCUCGACUGAGUCAUCGCGCCUCGAGACAAUGAGUACACGCUCUGGCAGCGUCGGGCAUUCAACGGCAGAAUUGGUCAACAAUGCGCGCCUACCGGAUGAUUUGCGAUUCUAUCUCGAUUUCCACCAACAGUUUAUGACCACGCCGCAUUUCUUUUUAAGACAAAGUUGCUAUUUUUUCGUCCACUACAGCCUUAUCGAUCUUGCAUUGCAGUAUGAGCCUCUUCUCUAUGCCCUGGUGGGCUUUUCGGCAUAUCAUCAUUCUUUACGCAGCCCAGGGGCAAAGCUGUAUACAUUCUUGAAAUAUUAUAAUAAAGCCUUGGUUCUCCUUCGGAAAUCAUUGGGCUCCGGGGAAAAGCACAGCGAGGCUACACUGUGUACUGUUCUUGUUCUGACGACAUUCGAGGAAUACAUCGGCGAUUGGAUGAAUCUGAUCGAUCACCACCAAGCGGCACAUGAAUUGAUGCGGGAACUAAUUACGCCAGCCUCUGCCAACGUGAACGAACUACAUGAGAACAUCUUCCUAUGGUACGCUCGCUUUGAUGUGAUUGUAGGGAUUUUGGCCGGCACCGAAACGGUCCUCGGUCGAGACUGGUACCUGGCAAAGGAACAGUACGAUGCUGAACAAGCUGCCAUCUACCCCGAUGACCCAUCCAAACAACUCGCCCACGUGGCAUCAAUCAAUCGACGAUUUGGCCUAGACAUGGCUUCGCUCUACGCCAAGUUGUCGCGCGGCAUGCUCUCGAUGGAAGAAUUCACCACCCAGAACGAACAGCUGGGCCGGUGGUUAGAUCAGGCCAAGACGAUUCUAAGGACGUUUGAUGAUCACGAUUACAAAGUGCAGCAUUAUCCCAAUAAACAGCCCUUGACCGAAGACGACGUUACGGAUCCGUAUGUACCGGGUGGCCUGCAUCGAGACGCCUUGUGGGACUUCAACUAUGCUUGGAUCGACGUCCUUGCCACCGACACAAUGUACAAAUACCAGACCAUGCAAGUUCUCAAGAAGCCUUUACUUCAAGAGAUGCACGACUUGGUACAGGAGCAGAUUCGCCUGAUUGAGACAAUGGUCCGCUGGCCUCACAAGGAAAACGGAUAUUGCAUCAUGUUCAAAAACAGCAUCACCAUGAUUAGCAUGUUUUUACCUAGCGAGCCGAAGUAUCAGAUGUGGUCCCGACGCAAGCUGGCCUUGAUGGAGCAACAUGGAUACAUAAUUCCUCCUCGGUUCCGUGCGGGGCUUGCCACCAUUUGGCAAGUGCCAGAGAUAAAUCACUGGUGGCUUCCCAAUGAUGAAGGAUAUACAGACAUCAUCCGUGAGAUUCGUUCCUUGACAGACGAACGCUCGACACAGCCGCGCGAUGAGCUGCGCGAAAGUGUUCGUGAUAUGAAAUCUGUGCUUGGUAGGCUGAACCUGAAUGACCCUGAGGACAACAAGAGCCCUUCAUAG
Penicillium bovifimosum is the source of this 2187-nucleotide messenger RNA. Its product is annotated as Zn(II)2Cys6 transcription factor. The record is from RefSeq and is a predicted model, not a curated record. The transcript is spliced from 3 exons. The annotation marks the transcript as partial. Gene Ontology annotation, biological process: positive regulation of transcription by RNA polymerase II. Gene Ontology annotation, molecular function: transcription cis-regulatory region binding; DNA-binding transcription factor activity, RNA polymerase II-specific; zinc ion binding. Lineage: Eukaryota; Fungi; Ascomycota; Eurotiomycetes; Eurotiales; Aspergillaceae. Gene Ontology annotation, cellular component: nucleus.